Molecule: messenger RNA, 518 nt
Organism: Theobroma umbraticum
Lineage: Eukaryota; Viridiplantae; Streptophyta; Magnoliopsida; Malvales; Malvaceae
Product: protein transport protein Sec61 subunit gamma-1
Biological process (GO): protein targeting; intracellular protein transport
Cellular component (GO): membrane
Molecular function (GO): transmembrane protein transporter activity
Source: RefSeq, a predicted model, not a curated record
AUAAGUUGCAUUCACAUGCGGCAAUCGCCUCAUAAAGAAUCUCCAUUUUUUUCUCUUUUAAGAUUUCAUCUCGUCGCUAGGUGUUGAGAGAGAGAGAGAGAAAUGGACGCCCUGGACUCCGUCGUCGAUCCUUUGAGAGACUUUGCCAAGGACAGCGUCCGCCUCGUCAAGCGCUGUCACAAGCCCGAUCGCAAAGAGUUCACGAAGGUGGCCUUCCGUACUGCGAUCGGUUUUGUAGUGAUGGGGUUCGUCGGAUUCUUUGUUAAGCUCAUCUUUAUUCCCAUUAACAACAUCAUUGUUGGCUCCGCUUAGGUUUGUAGACAUUGCUGGCGGAUGUGACCGUUGUGAUUGGUUGCAACUUGUCAUCAAAGAGGAGUGUUAGAAUACAGCUUUUAGCGAACAACCCAACCCCCUUCCUUCCUUUUAAAUGUAUGAGUUGAAAUAGAAACCUUGAAUCUGAAGUCAAUUGGAAUUUCUUUGAGCACUCCGUAAUAGAUUAUGAUUAAUUUUGCCUUUGA